CCCGGCGUCUGCAGAGCCCGAGGCGCAACUGGUGCGAGGGCUUCAUGCUCGCCUCGCCGUCAGCCCCAGCUCGCGGCCGCCGGGGCUCCGGCCGCGCGCCCGCCGGGUGGCUUUGUUAGGCGGGGGCCAGUUUGCAGAGAGCCGGACAUUUGCAUGAAGCGACUCGACCCCACGGAGCAGCGGCGGACCCGGGCGGCGGCGGCGGCGCGCGGUCGGAGCCCGGCGGCCCUGGUCUCCGGGCCCCGGUGGAUGCGCGGCGGGGGGGCGGCCCAUGGGCCGGAGCUGAGGCUGCCCGGGGUGUCGGGGCGCGGGGCGGGGGGCGCGGUCGAGGCCCGGAGGCGGCGGCGCAGGAGGAAGCGGAGGAGGGCGGGGGGCGCGCCGGGCCCGGGAGGCAGGCAUCGCAGCGCCGCCGCCGCCGCCGCAGCCCCGGGCUCGCCAUGCUCCUGGCCUCGGCCGUGGUGGUCUGGGAAUGGCUGAACGAGCACGGCCGCUGGCGUCCCUACAGCCCGGCCGUGAGCCACCACAUCGAGGCGGUGGUUCGCGCCGGCCCCCGCGCCGGGGGCAGCGUGGUGCUGGGCCAGGUGGACAGCCGUCUCGCGCCCUACAUCAUCGACCUGCAGUCCAUGAACCAGUUUCGCCAGGACACCGGGACCCUCCGCCCAGUUCGCCGCAACUACUACGACCCGACCUCGGCCCCCGGGAAGGGCGUGGUGUGGGAGUGGGAGAACGACCACGGUUCCUGGACGCCCUACGACAUGGAAGUGGGCAUCACCAUCCAGCACGCCUACGAGAAGCAGCACCCCUGGAUCGACCUCACCUCCAUCGGCUUCAGCUACGUCAUUGACUUCGGCACCAUGGGCCAGAUCAACCGGCAGACCCAGCGCCAGCGCCGCGUCCGCCGGCGGCUAGAUCUCAUCUACCCCGUGGUCACCGGCACCCUGCCCAAGGCCCAGUCCUGGCCAGCCGGCCCCGGGCCCGCCGCCGCGCCCCCCGCGCCGCCCUGCUCCUGUCCACAGUGCGUCCUGGUGAUGAGCGUCAAGGCCGCGGUGACCAACGGGAGCGCUGCAGCCCUGCAGCCGCCGGCCGCCCGCAAGAACGUGCCCGAGUCUGCAGUGCUCAAGGCGCCUCCCCCACCAGGCCCCGGGGCCAAGCCACUGGACGGCACGGGCACCACCCGAGGCCCGGUGAAGACGGUCCCAGCGCAGGCGAUCCGGCGACACGCCUCCAGCACGCCGGCGGGGGCGAAGGCGGGCUCCCCUGCUGGAACCCCGGGGGCCAAUGGCAAGACCGGAAGGGUGGCCCUGGCGACCUUGAAUCGGACCAGCCUGCAGCGACUGGCCGUCGCCCAGUCCCGCGUGCUGAUCGCCUCCGGGGUCCCCACUGUCCCAGUGAAGAACCUAAGUGGGUCCAGUCCUGUCAACCCUGCCUUGGCAGGAAUCACCGGGAUCCUCAUGAGUGCGGCAGGGCUGCCCGUGUGUCUCACGAGGCCACCAAAGCUGGUCCUCCACCCGCCCCCCGUCAGCAAGAGCGAAAUCAAAUCCAUCCCAGGGGUUUCCAACACAAGCCGCAAGACCACCAAGAAACAAGCCAAGAAAGGUAAAACCCCAGAAGAAGUGCUGAAGAAGUAUCUGCAGAAAGUCCGGCAUCCACCAGACGAGGACUGCACCAUCUGUAUGGAGCGCCUCACGGCCCCCUCGGGCUACAAGGGUCCACAGCCGACGGUCAAGCCUGACCUAGUGGGUAAGCUGUCCAGAUGCGGCCACAUCUACCACAUCUACUGCCUGGUCGCCAUGUACAACAACGGCAACAAGGAUGGGAGUUUGCAGUGUCCAACCUGUAAGACCAUUUAUGGGGUGAAGACAGGUACCCAGCCUCCGGGGAAGAUGGAGUACCACCUCAUUCCCCACUCUCUGCCUGGCCACCCAGACUGCAGAACCAUCCGGAUCAUCUACAGCAUCCCCCCCGGCAUCCAGGGGCCAGAACACCCAAAUCCUGGGAAAAGUUUCAGCGCCCGUGGCUUCCCACGACACUGUUACCUUCCAGACAGCGAGAAAGGGAGAAAGGUCCUGAAGCUGCUGCUCGUGGCCUGGGAUCGCCGUCUCAUCUUUGCCAUCGGUACGUCCAGCACCACGGGCGAGUCCGAUACCGUCAUCUGGAAUGAGGUCCAUCACAAGACGGAGUUUGGCUCUAAUCUCACUGGCCACGGCUACCCAGAUGUCAAUUACCUGGAUAAUGUGCUGGCCGAACUGGCUGCCCAGGGCAUUUCUGAGGACAGUGCUGCCCUGGAGAAGGACUGAACCGGAGGGGCUUUGGGGCGGGAGAGGCCAUGGGACCCCAGGUCAGGAAGUGGGGAGAGUCAAGGUGGAAGUUGGCGCCAUGCCCUCCCAACUCCCCGUCUCCCCUCCUGUCCUGUCUCCACCCCCCAUCCCUCCCAGCCCCAGGCUGGGGGGAGCAGCCAGAAUGAAUAAGGUGGUAUCAUCCACAAACCUCAUCCAACGCAAAGGGGACGAGGGAUAAGGGCCAGCAGCCUCAGGCUGUUCCCAUGGAGUUUUUGGUGCUGGGUAGGCAGGGACCUCCCUCACCCCCCUAAGCAGGGGGCACGGGUAGCACGCUUAGGGUAUGGGCACUCCUCAUCCUGGCCUUGUGAAGCCGGAGGUUCACGCCCCAGCCGGCUUCUUGCUGCUCCCAUUCUGCUUGGAGAGCGGAGUUUCCGCUUUUCUCUCCUCCGCUGGAGGGAGGAGCUCUCACUGUGCAAGACUGGGGGGCAAAGCGGUGAACCGCGAAACUGCUGUGACGUCAGAAAUCCAUGCCUCGGUGUACAGCAAGGAAGCACUUCUUGCCAAGAGGGUCAGGGUGGCACAGGCUCCUGGGAGCAGGCUCAGCUCUCAUCAUCGCCCUGGCUCCUCUGGGCCCUCCCUCCUCCUCCCACCUUUGACCUGUCCGAAGAGGCAUCCGGAUGCAUAGGCUCUGGGAUUCCUCUCUGGGGCGGCAUCCCACGAUGCCUAUGCCUCCGGCCCCUCUCUGAUCAGACCCGAGCCUGCACCCAACUUAGCAUCUGAGCGGUCCUCAGGGAGAGGAGCCCAUAGCCUUCUUCCCACCUCAUCCCAGACCAGCUCAAAGAUUCCACGAGUUUCAUCCAGUCACUGUGAGUGGAGCCCAGGCUGGGCUCUGUGCCAGCUGUGUGUGUGCAUAUAUGUGCAUGUGCGUGUGUGUGCGUGUGUGCACUGCUGGGCCAGGUUGGUGGAGGGACCCAUCGUGUUCUCACACCGUGUUUUGCAAGAUGUCAAACCCCCAAUUCUGAUGGGGAUGAAACAGCCAGGCUGUGGGCCCUUGACUUGCCUCACCCUUUGCCAGCCCAUCCCAUAGUAAACUUGGACCCAGAAGAAGACAGAACUCGGCUUGGGAAGAUGUGUAAGGUGAGGGCUGGACUGACCCCUUUGUAUAUGUCUUUCAAGAUGAGGUCUGAGGCGCACUGCGAGGGCUUGGGUCUGUCUCCGUGCACAUUUGCUAAUCAGAGCCCGGAGGUGCUGCUGGGCCCCUCACCUCCCUCGCCGAUUACAGGAUGGCCCGGAGCGUGAGGGCGACUCUAGCCCAUUCCCAGCAGGAUUGGGGCCACAUUAGGGUCCAGUCCAACCUGCGUCUGGGUUGUGUCCCAGGACCCAGUCUAUCCCCUCCCUGACAUUCCCUUCAGCUCCCAUUAAGGAAGGAAUUGUGUGUCAGGGAGGAGAAGGGUGAUCAAGAAGGGAAACUCAGGCUUCCCUGGUGGCGCAGUGGUUGGGAGUCCGCCUGCCGAUGCAGGGGACGCGGGUUCGCGCCCCGGUCCGGGAAGAUCCCACGUGCCACGGAGCGGCUGGGCCCGUGAGCUGUGGCCGCCGAGCCU
This is a messenger RNA of Kogia breviceps (pygmy sperm whale), 3880 nucleotides long. RefSeq names its product deltex E3 ubiquitin ligase 4 (gene DTX4). Gene Ontology annotation, molecular function: zinc ion binding; ubiquitin protein ligase activity. The record is from RefSeq and is a predicted model, not a curated record. NCBI's taxonomy places the organism in Eukaryota, Metazoa, Chordata, Mammalia, Artiodactyla, Physeteridae. Gene Ontology annotation, biological process: protein ubiquitination; Notch signaling pathway. Gene Ontology annotation, cellular component: nucleoplasm.